UUCUUGGCACCUCCUACGGAGCUUGCUCGGAGUUCAAUGGGAGCCCAGGCAUUGUCACUUGUUAUUCUUCGCUCCCACUAUAUUUCCAAAUGGACGUUCUUGCCCUCACGUUCCUAAGAGCGAGGAGGCAAAGGCCGGGUCGGGUGGUGUGAUGUGGGGGGACCUCGAAGGCAGAAGUUUAUGGGCUGCCAUGAAGCACAUGUGUGAGGAGCUGACCUGAAGCCCGGCGGCAGCGAAGGGGAAUAGUGGGUGGGGACUGUGAUCUCCCCCCUCCCCGCUUCACAUGGUUGCCGCGAUUCCUUCCCUUCAGCACCUUAGAGCCGGCCCUUCCGUGGCAGGUGGCUCUUCGUGUGUGGCCGGCGGCGGUGGUGUGGGAUGAGCAAGGCCCCGAGGACGAAGCAAGGGGGCGGCGACUGGAGCGGACCAAGCCUCGGGCUUUCCCCGGGUAUCCCUUCCUGGCGGCGGCCGUCGUGUGGAGAGACGCCUCGACCCCUCCGCAACGCGUAGAGGCGGGAGGGAGGGAGGCGCCACGGAGGCCGGGCCGGAGCGGUGUAACGUUGGGACCCCUCCGCUGCCUCCCGCGGCUGGCGGCUGGCCGGUUGUUGUUGUUUUGGAGGCCCAGGCUGACGGGGACGGCUCCUCGAGGCAACGUUGGGCUGUUGUGACACUAGUAGAGGGAAGAAGAUGUGUUCCACCCCAGUUUCCUUGGAAAAUAGUUACGCAGUCCCAAGAUGCCCCCGGAAGAAGGGAAUGGAAUACAGGAUAUUUUGAACUCAGGAAUAUAGAAAAGCCAACAAAGUGGAGUCAAGUACAUGCAACAGCUUCAUGGGCUUGAAAGAUCACUUGGGACAUGACUUAGGCCACCUCUAUGAGGACAAUACAGACACUCAAAUAAGUGCAGUUGCACCUUGGCCAAUGGUAGAGAAACUAACAAUGGAUAAAAUUAACUCUAGAAAGGAGGAUGCAAACAAAGAACCUUCUGAAGAAAUUGGAAACUCCAGCUGUGAUUCUGAGGAGAGUACGAAUUCUGAUAAUGAAUCAGAACAACCAGCCACAGUUCAAACAGAAUCAAUUUUCAUACCUAAGACUCACAGACAACUGUGUAGGUCUCCUUGCCUAGAACCACAUAUACUAAAACGCAAUGAAAUCUUGCAAGAUUUUAAACUAGAGGAAGCUCAGAUAGAGUCUAAAGAAGUUAAGCCUCCUGAUGUGGUGAAAGAAUAUCAAACAAAACUAGAGUUUGCACUUAAAUUAGGUUACUCUGAAGAACAGGUUCAACUUGUCCUGAAUAAGCUUGGUACUGAUGCUUUAAUCAAUGAUAUACUGGGAGAGCUUGUCAAACUUGGAAAUAAAACUGAAGCAGAUCAGAGUGUGAAUAACAUAAAUGCUACUACAACCAUAAUGCGCGAAGCAUCUUCAGUUGAGUCUCAGAGAUCUGACUCCCCCGUUCAAGAGGAUAUGCCAGUGGAUGCUGAUAACCUGAGACCUAUAGUUAUUGAUGGCAGCAAUGUGGCAAUGAGCCAUGGAAACAAAGAAGUAUUUUCCUGUCGAGGAAUAAAACUGGCAGUGGACUGGUUUUUGGAAAGAGGACACAACGAUGUCACGGUGUUUGUGCCAGCAUGGAGAAAAGAACAGUCCCGACCGGAUGCUCUCAUUACAGAUCAAGAAAUCUUGCGCAAAUUAGAAAAAGAGAAAAUUCUGGUGUUCACCCCAUCCCGUCGUGUUCAGGGGAGAAGGGUGGUAUGCUAUGACGACAGGUUCAUAGUGAAGUUGGCUUUUGAGUCUGAUGGUAUAAUUGUGUCUAAUGAUAACUACAGGGACCUAGCUAAUGAAAAGCCAGAAUGGAAGAAGUUCAUUGAUGAACGACUGCUGAUGUAUUCAUUUGUCAAUGACAAGUUUAUGCCUCCUGACGAUCCUCUCGGCCGCCAUGGCCCAAGUCUGGAUAAUUUUCUACGGAAGAAACCUGUUGUGCCAGAACAUAAGAAGCAACCGUGUCCUUAUGGGAAGAAAUGCACUUACGGACACAAGUGCAAAUAUUACCAUCCGGAAAGAGGAAAUCAGCCUCAGAGGUCGGUAGCUGAUGAACUUCGUGCCAUGUCUAGGAAUACAGCUGCCAAAGCUGCUAGUGAAGGAGGACUGGUGAAAAGCAACAGUGUUCCUUGUAGCACUAAGAUGGAUAGCACUUCAGAUCUUAAGCGAGCUGCUCCAAAGAGGCAAUCAGAUCCUAGUAUAAGAACUCAAGUCUACCAAGACUUGGAGGAAAAGCUUCCCGCCAAAAACAAAUUGGAAACCAGGUCUGUACCUUCUUUAGUUAGUAUACCAAGUACUGUUGCUGCAAAACCCCAAAGUACUGCACCUUUAAGCAAUGGCCUUCCGUCUGGAACUCAUUUCCCACCUCAGGAUCAAAGACUACAAGGACCAUAUCCUCCAGUGAUGAUGGCUACCAAAAAUCAUGGAACGCCAAUGCCUUAUGAGCAGUAUCCCAAAUGUGAAUCUCCUGUGGAUGUAGGUUACUACUCUAUGCUGAAUGCGUAUUCAAACCUAAGUCUGUCUGGUCCACGAAGUCCUGACAGGCGAUUCUCUUUGGACACAGAUUACAGAAUUAGUUCUGUAGCCUCUGAUUGUAGUAGUGAAGGGAGCAUGAGCUGUGGCAGUAGUGAUUCGUACAUGGGCUACAAUGAUCGAUCCUAUGUAAAUUCUCCUGACCUCCAGUUGGAAGAGAAUUUAAAGUGCCAGCAUAUGCAUCCCCACAGCCACCUUAAUUCCCAGCCCUUCUUGCAAGGCUACCAUGAUACACUAACCCGAGUUCAAAGUUACAGUCAUGAAGAACCAAAGCAUCAUCACAAACCUCCACUUCCAUACAUGGCUGUACACCUUCAGCAUCCCAGUAUUGGCGCUCGUUCUAGUUGUCCUGGUGACUACCCUGCUUCUCAGAGUUCACAGUAUGCAAAGAGUGUACAUCCAGGGAGAACCCUUGUGUCUACACGAGUAGACAGUAUAUCAGACUCACGUUUGUAUGACAAUUCUCCACUCAGACAAAGAAAACCAUACUCUGGCCAAGAUGGACUCAGCAGUUGGGACAGGCCAGGCUAUGGAAUGGAUGCAUAUGGCUAUCAUCAGACUUACUCCUUACCCAAUAACCCUACACAGCCCUGUUAUGAACAGUUUGCCUUCCAAAGCUUGCCUGAGCAGCAAGAUCAGCCUUGGCGGAUACCUUACUGUGGAAUGCCUCAAGAACCCCCAAGGUACCAGGACAGUCGGGAGAAAGUCUAUGUAAACCUGUGCAACAUUUUCCCUCCUGAUCUUGUGAGAAUUGUUAUGAAAAGGAAUCCACACAUGAUAGAUGCUCAGCAGCUCGCUGCAGCCAUUUUAGUGGAAAAAUCUCAGCUAGGGUUUUGAUGAAAGGAUGAUGACUGUGGUGGUGAUGAUGCAUCUUUGUGGUGUCUGUUAGUUCCGUUUCAGCUGUAAUGCUGAGGGAGGUUUGCUACAAUAGCAUUUGUGAUCUCCUUCUCAGCAAGGAGGUUAUAUAGUAAUCCAUUUAUGUGAAAUACUGUGCCAUGGAAUCUAUAUGUUACAACCCCAUGCAUUAGAAGCAGCAGGCUUGCUAUAAAGGUUCGUGUAAUUUUUUUAAAAAAAGAAAAUUAUAACUAGAAGUUCUUUCCAGUAUAAUGUAUCUGUGAAUUCCGAAUAAGACUCUUUGGUGCAUUGAGGGUUUUAUAUGCAGCACUUUUAAAUAUUAUUACAUGUUUGUUAAUUUAUUGGGUAUUUUGUUUUUCAAGUGCAAAAUGUUUUUUAAGCAGCAAAGUGAAGUGAAUUUUGUGCACCAAACAUUUUUAAGCCAAGCUUAUUAAGAAUUGUUUUGUUUUCUUUGAAGUUAAGUUAUUUAAUUUAAUUGUGUGAUUUUUUUUUACUAUAAUCAUUUUAUUUAUAGAAAACAAAGGUCUCCUGCAGCACUGAUUUUAUUUUUUAAGCAAUGUGUGAGUUACCAGUUUUAACAGAGAAAUGAGUAACAAUAUAUUAAUACCUUAAAGUAUGGCACUUUUUGAUUUGUUUGGUUUUGAUUUUAAUUGAAAUUAUUUGUUGAUUACUACUGAUUAUGGUGCAAGCAAAAGCAAUCAGUGGAAGAGAAAACUGCUAUUAUUAAUUUAUUACAUAGAAGGCAAAAGCCUUAUGUAUAAGAUUUGGAGAUAAGCUUAUACAACUCAUAACCAUCUGAAAUUAAGCUGCCAGUAUAUCAGUUUAGGUAACAGCCUUAUCCAGCUGAUGUAUACUUCCAUUCCUCAGAAAUGGCAAUGACAUUGAGAUUUAUUUUAAGAAUGUCUCUUGUGCAGGUAUACUGGACAAAAUGGUUUUGGUUGUGUGUGGGUUGUUUUUUUAUAUAUAUAUAAAAUUACUUGUUUUAAAAGGAAACUAUUUGUUCUCAAUGCAACUUUUGUAUAUAAGUGACUGUCUAUUUUUCAUGCUAUUUAUCAAGGCUGGCCUGAAAGGUUUAAUGUUUUGUGUUGGAGGAUAUGCAACAUUUAUUAACUGCACUGUAGUUAUAGUAUUAUAGUCAAGAACAGUCCAUUCUUUCUGCAAAAUGUCGGCCAGGGUCCAGUCAUGGUGCUAUCCUGACAAGAGCUGUUUCAUCAUCAGAACUGAGAUUUUAGCAGUUCCUCUUCCCAUGGAUCCUCAAAAUCUGCUCCAGAAAUAUGGGAAACUCUCCAGAGCAAAUUUGUGAGGUUUGUGAAAACUGUGAGGAGGCGCAUCAGCUGAAGUACAUGAACACAACUUUGGAGCCUGGCCUGUGUAGGUGUUCUUAAAUUUGUCUGUCUGGCCUGUUGACUUACACAGGCCUGAUUCUUGCCAGAAACAGCACCACCGUAGAAAUGAACAGGAUUGUCUCUUUGAGUAUUAGUAAGGGAUAUUUCUGGUUUUAAAUUGUGUGUUCUGCCAUUUCAUUGAAAAUGUAAUUUUAUGUAGAUAGACUAGUAAUAAAUCUUGACUUUAUAGACAUUGUAGUCAGCUGCUUAUAGACCAGGAUUCCCUGCAAAGCAGAACACUGUGACGAUUUCCUAGUUUACAGUAUUGUUGCUGAUAACUGUGUGUGCAGCUACAGCAUGAUAACCCUGUAGAACCAGAAAGUACCUUUUACUGUUGAUACAAAUUGUAUCUUUAACUAUGAAAACUAUUUUGAUUUAUACAUGUGACUUUAAAAACGCACACACAGUUGUGUAAAGAUAGUUUUAGACUUUUGGGCAACAUUUUAUCUCUAUUUUUUUAAAAAAAUGUAGAUUUUUGAAACCAACACCUGUGUACAGGCAAACUGUUGGGCCAAAAUCCAUUUGAAGCAUAACAGUGUGUGUAACGGCAAUCAUGCAAACAAUUUCCUUCUUUCUUGGGCUUCCAGUUAUAGGUUCUAUUGUGUAACUGUAGGAGGACUUGUGUGUGACAGACAGCCAGGGAAGCUGUUUGCAUUACUUGUGCAGUUGCCUUCAUGCAGUCAUGUAAGUAAAUGGGAUUUUGACCACAGAUUCUUACAUUAUACACGUUUCCCCACUAUUUAGAUUUUUCCCCUUUUCCUCUAGAAAUAUUUCAAUAAAUCUUGUAAAAUGCUGCCUGAAAAGAAUGUCCAAGCACCUUUUGAAUAAGAAAACAUUUUUCACUACUUGUACAACACCAUGUGUUGCAAGAAGUAGGAUUUUGGUAUACAGUAAAUGCUCCUUCAAAGCAUUGUGCUUAUAGAUAUAUCCAAUAAUCUGAACCAUGUUCAGCAACUUUAAUUCAAUAUCACUCUUCUUGUUGACUAAUGAAAAAGGAACUCUUUUCUCUUAACCCAGCCUUUCCUGACCUGGUGCUUUCCAAACAUGGCAGAGCAUGAGUGAGCUUAUGGGGGCUGUAGUCCAACAUAUCUGGAUGAUACCAGAUUGAGGAAAUCUGAGUUAGAUUUUUAUGCCCUCCUGAAGUUGUCAUGUUCUGUUCUGUCCAUAAAGGAAAAUAUAUUUCCCUGUCCAUUUCUUUCCUUCUUCUCUUCAGCUCAUUGUUUUCUUUCUGUACAAAAGAACCUGAGUAUUUCUUUGCAAACUCCCUUCCCCAUUAAAAUGAAUGAGACUCGCACAAAAAUAUGUUUGUUGCAAUGAGCUUCUGAUCAUUUAUGGUGAACAUUUUCCACAAGCAAUUGUUUAUGGCUUGUUGUGUGUUGGUUGUGGUUUAUGCUGUUAACUUUGAACUUUUAUGAUUCCUAAGUCCAUUAUUCAUGUCCUUUUCUAAGGUUUAAUAGGGGAUCCUGUCACUGUGAGUGCAAAACACAGAAUCAUACAUUUUACAGAACAAAAUUGUUUCCUAUGUAGAUUCUCUGUUAGCUUGCAGUCUGAGACGUGAUCACACCCUGUAGACUCUGAAAAGGGAUUUGAUUGUGCACUGUGUGCUACAAUGAAGUAAAUUUCUCCCUUAUGGUGGAACUAAUUUAAAUAAUACCAUACACAGAUCUGCAGAAAUACAGAGCCCAAAGCUUUUUUUCAGUGUCGUCCUUGAUUGCUGACACUCUGUAAAAAUCUGAUGUUAGAAGAACAACAACCCAGAGCUACACGGUAUCACAGGAGCUGUUUGCUGCUUCUUGACUUUAUCAGACACUCCAGGUCUGCCCUCAGUUUUCCCUUUUCCACAGAAGAAAUAGCUGAUCUGGUCGAUCCACAACUCUUCCAUUACAUGACCUAAGUAGAUCUGUUUUUAGUUCCUCUCUUUUUGUCAUUAUGUUCCAAAUGACAGUUCAAGUGCAACUUCUAGAGCAAGGUUGACGUGCCUGAGAACAUCUAGAUGUCAUCAGAACUGCGUCUUCCUUGAGUGCCCACUCCUGUUCUCAGAUUAAACUUUUUUAGUUUUACAGAAGUGGUAUGCAACUAUGAACCAGUAUUGCUAAGGAGACACCAGAUAAUGUAUGUCCAUUUUUUAAUGCUCACAUAGGAUGAGAUCCAAACAUACAUGUUAUGUAACUGGAAGGCACUCCCAACUCAUAUAGUGGAAGGUUGGUUUUUCCCCUGUUAGAGGCCAGUUGUACCCUAUGGAGUGCUGUUCUGACCAUACAUAGGGUCUUUCCAAACGUCUGGAGCCCUCCUGUAGAAACGGUAAAGUUAAAACAUGCUAUAUUAAUUCAGGGGUCACCGUUUCCUCUAAUUAUAACAUAUGGAUGUAGCACUGAAAAUAGACCACAUUUUUGUGCCUCUUUUUGUUUAAAAGCACUUAACAGAAAAUAUAAUUUGUGAACGGGAAAAAUGUAUUAUUUUAUAAUAUGGUUGAAACUGUAUUUAAUUACACAGCAUUCUACAUAUAUAUUAGACAACUACCUGUCACCCUUUUUUGUUUCGUUUUUAGAUAUAGCUCCAAUGACUUGAUAAAGCUUUUAAAUAAUUAAUGCACAUUUCACAUCUUGAAUCAUCUAAUCAGAUUUUUUAAAAAACCUUUGAAGGUAUGAGGGAUAAAUCUACCUAUUACAGCUUUAAAGAAACUGUAACAGCUAACUUUGCCACAGCCACAUUCUUCAAUCUUGUAGUAAUUAGUAAUAUUCCCGUCCUGCUAAAUCUAGUUAUAUCAAGAAAGAGCAUGUAGUCAUAACUUUUCUGCUUUGUCUCAUUCUAAUAAUACUGGAAUUACAUUGCAAAUCUACUGAUAACUGCAGAAAAUGGAUCAUGAUGUUGAUCACUUUUCUGCAUGAGUUAGCCCUUUGUACAAGAUUUUCUGUUUUUCUUCCUACAGGAAUAUCUAGUGUCCGUACUAUGGUAUUUUCCUCCCAUUCUAAAAUACAACUGUCACAAGUUACUUAUUCCUACAUAAAAGCCUUCACCAUCCUCCUCCCCUCCGAUAGUAAUUAGCUACUCAGAUCUAAAACUGGAAAAGAGGAAUGUCUCAACUCAGUCUGGAAGAUACAGUUUAAAAUGGAGAUGUGAGUGGAAGUUAGGAGGACUCAAAAGAGAAAGUGUAUAGUCAGAAAAAUAAAGAUGACAUUAAAUGCAUUGAACUGCAAAAGUGAAAAACUUCUCUAUUCUGUCAUAGAAGGGUAUUUAUAAUGUGUAAGAGCAUAAAAUAUUAUUCCACAAGAAGUAAAGGUUUGCCACGGAGGCCAGAGUUCUACUAAACACAGUCAUGCAUCUUUUCAUCCUGUCCAAUGAUAGAAUCAAAUAUGCCUAUUCUUGUAGUCUUUUCUUUAUUUCUUCUGGAUUUUCAUUUUAUUCAGAUAUGUAAAGAACCCAGUCCAGGUUUAGUCACAAUUAGAAGUCUUUUAAUGUCUACUGUAUACUGUUCCUGAAAAUGGAUGUGGUCAUGAAAAGGUAUUUUGACUUUCUUUACUGAAGUUAAAUUGUUAGGCAUCCCUGUUUUGGGGU
This is a messenger RNA of Pogona vitticeps (central bearded dragon), 8357 nucleotides long. It is a transcript of the gene ZC3H12C, whose product is annotated as zinc finger CCCH-type containing 12C. Gene Ontology annotation, cellular component: cytoplasmic ribonucleoprotein granule; nucleus. Lineage: Eukaryota; Metazoa; Chordata; Lepidosauria; Squamata; Agamidae. The record is from RefSeq and is a predicted model, not a curated record. Gene Ontology annotation, molecular function: metal ion binding; RNA endonuclease activity; mRNA binding.